Messenger RNA from Eremothecium sinecaudum, 2592 nucleotides. It is a transcript of the gene FOL1, whose product is annotated as trifunctional dihydropteroate synthetase/dihydrohydroxymethylpterin pyrophosphokinase/dihydroneopterin aldolase FOL1. NCBI's taxonomy places the organism in Eukaryota, Fungi, Ascomycota, Saccharomycetes, Saccharomycetales, Saccharomycetaceae. Gene Ontology annotation, biological process: tetrahydrofolate biosynthetic process. Gene Ontology annotation, cellular component: mitochondrial envelope. The transcript has a single exon. Gene Ontology annotation, molecular function: 2-amino-4-hydroxy-6-hydroxymethyldihydropteridine diphosphokinase activity; dihydroneopterin aldolase activity; dihydropteroate synthase activity. The coding region runs from base 1 to 2592 and encodes 863 amino acids. The record is from RefSeq and is a predicted model, not a curated record.
AUGAACCAUUUAUUAGGUCAGAAGUUUUCCAAUUGCAAAUCAUUGAAAUUGUAUCCUAAGUUAUUGCUGAGGUGUUCAAGAAUCACAAGUUUGGGGUCUAUACGAUAUUGGAGAAACAAAAACGUAAUUGAGUUCCAACGUAAAUUAUCUAGUAAUAGCGGACUGUUACCUAAAGCUGUGAUGAAGUCAUUGAGUGAAACCGAAUUUGUUAAAACGCAGAAUGAUAAAGUGCAUGUAGAGAAGUUAAUGCUCAAUGCAGUUCUUGGUCCAGAUGCCUGGGACCAGUAUGAGCCACAGAAUUUCCAGGUGAGUAUGGAUAUCGGUACUGAUUUUGGUAAGUGCUCCAAGGAAGAUGAUUUGAAAUAUUCGUUAAAUUACGCUGUACUGUGUAGGGAUGUGACGGAUUUUGUUAAGAAACGUAAGAAUUUUGCUUCUCUAGGCCAAGUUGCAAGAGAUAUCCACUCAUAUGCGUUGGGUAGGUACCCUAUUAUAUCUGAUAUGUUGGUUACUGCUCGCAGUGAAUCGAGUCAUAUUCGGUGUGAUAAUCUAAUUGCUGAGGUUUAUGGUGAAUCAGAUCGCAUUGAUCAAAUAAGAAUAGCUAAUCUCAAGGUCCUUACUGUUAUUGGAGUUUUUACUUUUGAACGUUACCAAAAGCAGUACGUGGACCUGGAAAUCACAUUACCUUGGAUGAGAGAAUCGGUCGACAUGCCUAACUGUAGAAGUAUUACCAAUAGGGUUGUUGAGUUCGUUGAAGAGUCGAAUUUUAAGACUGUAGAGGCUCUUGUUGAGAGCAUUGCACAAUUGGUGCUACAAGAGUCUUACUUUCAAGAACAUAAAAGUUUGGAGGUUAAUGUCAAAGUUUUGAAGUUAAAUGCUAUAACUCAGACUAAGGGUGUUGGUGUUAGCUGCGUCAGAAAGGCUUCUGAUUUUAUAGGGAACCAGCCAAUCGAACUUAAGUCCGGCAAGCACACAGAGGGCUUUGAUUUGCCGGUUCCAUCAACUGCGGUAAGGAAGGGCCUAUGGGGCAAAGCUAUUCUUGCAUUUGGUUCCAAUAUCGGUGAUAGGUUUGCGAAUAUUGAGCGUGCUCUAGCUUUUUUGAAUGAGGCACCUAAGGUGAAAGUUUUAAGAGUGUCUUCUUUGUUUGAAAGUGUUCCUAUGUAUUAUAGAGAUCAAGAUAUUUUCUUGAAUGGGGUGGUUGAGAUUUCGACUGAACUUGAACCUGAGGAGCUGCUAAAAUUGUGCAAAGACAUUGAGUAUAAUAAAAUGAACAGGUUCAAGGAAUUUGACAAUGGACCCCGAGUUAUAGACCUUGAUAUCAUUCGUUACAAAAACUCCGAAAAUGAGGAUGUAUUAGUAACGACUAAAGACUUGGUUAUUCCGCACCCACGUAUUUUGGAAAGAACGUUUGUGUUAGAACCUUUAUGUGAAUUGGUUUCUGUUAAUGAUAGACAUCCUAUUACGGCGGAGCCGUACCAUAACCAUUUGAAACAAUUGUAUUCCAAGGGUAAUAAAGAAGAUCUACUAUGGAAAGUAGUUCCUUUGCCUACGCUUAAAAAUAAUGAGCGUGGUUCUAAUAGAUUCCUACGAUUUAAACGGGAAUUUAUCCCUGAUGUAUUUACAGGAGAGCUUAUCCCCCGUAGCAAUUCUGAGACAUACGUUAUGGGGAUUCUAAAUGUCACACCAGAUUCAUUCUCUGAUGGAUGCGAAGACUACAAAAAUGUCACUGCCGUAAUCGAGCGUGCGAAGGCCAUGGUCAAUUGUGUUUUAUCCCUUCACUCAAACGUGAUUGUCGAUAUUGGAGGCUGUUCUACAAGGCCAGGUAGCCUACCAGCAACUUUAGAAGAGGAACUAGAACGCACAAUUCCAAUUAUUAGAGCCUUGAGAAAAUGCGAUGAAAUACCACAGGAGAAACUUAUCAUUUCAAUUGAUACAUUUCGAAGUGAAGUCGCAAGGCAAGCUGUCGAAGCUGGUAUUGAUAUUAUUAACGAUAUUUCUGGUGGGCAGUUAGAUCCCGAGAUUUUGUCCGUUGCAGCCGCAAAUCCUCACGUUGCAUAUGUAUUGUCUCAUAACAGGUUUAAGAAAACUGAUAUAGAAGACUCAAAACCUUCAUCUGAUACUGAAACAGGGGAUGAAGUUAGUGAGUUUAUUUUGGGUGCUUCUAAUAACAGUAAGGAAACCAGUUUUAUCCGUGGCUUAUGCUCUGAGCUUGCGGAUUUUUACCUUCUUGCAAUGAAGCAUGGUGUAAAGAGAUGGCAGUUAAUCUUAGAUCCAGGCAUUGGAUUUGGGAAGGUUGGCAGUCAAAACAUGGACAUCAUAAGACAAACACCCCUAGUAAAGAAUUACAGUUGUUUGAAGGGUGCUGAGUACGUCAGUUUUUGUAAUAUUCCUGUGUUGUUGGGACCUUCUAGGAAGAAAUUCAUCGGAACAAUCAUCCAAGAAGUGGACGCUGGUCAGAGGGAUUUUGCUACGGGAGCAAUUGUGGCAUGUUCUGUAGGGUUCGACGCAGAUAUCGUCAGGGUUCAUGAUGUGGUUAACUGCAGCAAAACCACGAAAUUGGCAGAUGCGCUAUACAAGCAUAUUAUUAAUAGCUAA